Messenger RNA from Adelges cooleyi (spruce gall adelgid), 1443 nucleotides. RefSeq lists its product as uncharacterized. The coding region runs from base 1 to 1443 and encodes 480 amino acids. Lineage: Eukaryota; Metazoa; Arthropoda; Insecta; Hemiptera; Adelgidae. The transcript has 2 exons. The record is from RefSeq and is a predicted model, not a curated record.
AUGACUGCAUCUAUCGUAGAACCCGAACCGACCAACAUUGUUGAUCAGCUGCAUUGUUAUUUUUCGAGGUAUGUACACAGUUAUUUUAUGCGAAACGCUUAUUACUUUAAAAAAACGUUCGAGAGGAAACCGGGUGAUAAAUUAAACGUUCAACAAUUAAUCGAGUACGGCGUUGCUGUCAAAUCACACGGUAAAGUAGUCAUGGCCAUGCUCGAUGAACUGAGGCACGCCAAUAAUAACAAUAAUGACCAUUACCCGAAAGAUUUGUUGACAGCGAAUUUUUAUUUGAAUAACAUCUACGAUACCGUGCACAUAGGAAUCGUAGAAAACGAGCCGGGCGCUGAUGGUUUGAAUAAAAACGUGCAUUAUAAAAUCGGAUAUAAAUUAUACAAUGACUAUAUUGCGAACCACUUAUCGGAGUUCAUGAAAGGCAAGUGCCACGAAGGUGUACACGAAACACCCCAGACCGACCACCGUCUGAAAGCGUUAAACAAGCUGACGCCUAAGAAGCGCGACAUUAGACGUAUGAAAAAACGAGAAUUUCUCCACACCCUACAACAAACCUUACCGCGGUUGUAUAUGAUUUUCGGUUCAACCCUAGCCCGACAUACGUACUUGGAUUUUCAUCCGAAAUAUUUGUUAUUUCACCAAUUGUUAUCGACAGGGGACGACCAGGAGACUGUAAAUGGCAAUCUCACAGUUGGCAAUAAUAAAAUCCACCUGUUGCGAGACGUGGUCACCAACUGGAGGUUCAAAAACGGAAUCCAGGCGAAAAUAUCCGAUCUAUACGUGCACAUGAAAACCGUAUUCGAACCCGGUUUGGUGCGAGUCUUCCAGAAACAAGUACUGGCGGCCGCGUUGCAUCCUGUGUUUAUGCGUACCGCCACGUAUAUACACCUGGUGCACAAGGUAUUCUAUCCCGGCAACAACAAAGUCGACGACGUGGAUACGAGAAUUAGCACCUACGAAUGUGCAAUAAACUCUUUGGGCGAAACCUUACUCGGCAGUAUAGACGAAUUAGUCGGUUUAAAAUUGUUUCCGAACAGCGUGCAAAAAUACUUGUAUGAUUUUCUGAAAGAAAUUUCGACCAUGGUAAAAUUUCCAAAAAAAAAAUUCUUGCAAUUAAUAACGAAACAAUGGAUUUCGUGGCUUUUGAACUCGUGUUCUAGACCGAUGGAGCAUAUCGAGUUAGAGUUUUAUAACCCAACCGAAUUGUUCGAAAUAGACACGAAUAGUAAAGUAAAGGAACUCUUCGAAAACACUAAACAGGACAUACAAGAUUUAAGCCAGUACGUCAAAACAUUAGAAAAUUAUAAGGAAGCGUUCCAUGUUGUUGUUCGAACCAUCGACAACGAAGAUAUGUUUGAAUUAAAGCCAAUCGACCUACUAAUCAACGACUGGGUUAUGACAAUAACGCCGUUCGUGGAGAAACAAAAUCUAUGA